Python bivittatus (Burmese python) is the source of this 485-nucleotide messenger RNA. NCBI's taxonomy places the organism in Eukaryota, Metazoa, Chordata, Lepidosauria, Squamata, Pythonidae. The record is from RefSeq and is a predicted model, not a curated record.
CUUUGACCUUGGAUGGAAAGAUUGCAAUUGCUGGUGAUAAGCUCUUUGCCUCUACCGGGAAGACAUCUGUGUUUGAAGAAACAGAAGCAACUUGCCAAGCAGCUCAUGGUUCCAUUGCAUCACCAAGAAACCUGAACGAGAACAAAGCAAUUCAGAGGAUUGUGGGACACUAUAAUACUUAUGCCUAUCUGGGCAUCAUUGAAAGCGAUGAUCCUGGGAAAUUCCAUUUCCGGAAUGGGGAUUCUUUGAAUUUUACCAACUGGUAUAAGAAUGAACCUUCAGGAUCUGAGAAAUGUGUGGAAAUGUACCACGAUGGCACUUGGAAUGACAAAGCGUGCGAUACAUAUCGCCUCACCGUCUGUGAAUUUUAAGCCCAACCCCACCACAAAUCUUAAGCAUGCGGGUUUAUUUUCAAAGCUCCAUAUAACUUUUUUUAUAUAUAGCUUUUUAUUAAGUUUUGGAAAGAAGAUAAAAACGAAUAAAAA